Molecule: messenger RNA, 1628 nt
Organism: Neohortaea acidophila
Lineage: Eukaryota; Fungi; Ascomycota; Dothideomycetes; Mycosphaerellales; Teratosphaeriaceae
Product: major facilitator superfamily domain-containing protein
Exons: 1
Coding region: 135-1571 (478 amino acids)
Biological process (GO): transmembrane transport
Cellular component (GO): membrane
Molecular function (GO): transmembrane transporter activity
Source: RefSeq, a predicted model, not a curated record
CGCACGUCCACGCAUGACGGGGCAAAGUCGCGUUGAUGUGAGAUGCGUGUGUAUCAUUCAUCAGCGAAUAUGCGAUGAUCACACUCUCCCUCAAUUGAUGCAUACACGUCGCCGGCGCCCUCGCCUGCAACAAGAUGCCCGACAGCGACCCGAAUUCACCGGCAGGCCCUUCUAAUCAACAACAACCAUCGCAGCCUUAUCAACCUGGCCCCAGCAAGACUAACAAGACCGACAUUGCCUUGCGCGUAGUAUCGUCAGAGGACAGCGGCUCACCACUGGUCUCUGGAGAACACGCCGCCCCAUCCGACGAUGCGCCGCAAUAUCGCCGGUACCGCCGCCGCUUCUUCGGCCUCGCCCAGCUUGUGCUCCUGAACAUCAUUGUCAGCUGGGACUGGCUGACCUUCGCCGCAAUAUCGACGACCGCAGCGGAGUUCUUCAGCGUCUCCGAAAGCGACAUCAACUGGCUAAGCACCGCUUUUCUUUUCGCUUUUGUCCCCGUUGCCCCGCUGGUCAUCUGGACUCUCAACAAAGGCGGGCCCAAACACUCGAUCCUCGUGGCGAGUGCUCUCGUUCUCGUGGGGAAUUGGAUUAGAUAUGGGGGCACGCGCGCCCAGCCGCCCAGGUUUGGGGUGGUCGUUUUCGGGCAGAUUUUAAUCGGCUUUGCCCAACCGUUUGUUCUUGCCGCUCCAACGAGAUACAGCAAUCUGUGGUUUUCCGACACCGGCCGUGUUUCUGCAACAGCUGUCGCGUCGCUGGCGAAUCCCUUGGGCGGGGCCCUCGGGCAGCUGAUUGGACCUAUCUGGGCAACGAAUCUAAAGGGCAUCCCGAACAUGGUGCUGUACACCUCGAUCCUAUCUACCGUGGCCACCCUCCCUGCCCCGUUCAUCCCCAAGUCACCGCCAACGCCUCCAUCUGCCAUCGCAGCGAGCGAGAAACUGGACCUUCGGGCAGCACUCCACGAUUUACCGAAGAAUGUUUCCUUCUAUCUUAUUCUGCUCCCCUUUUCUGUCUACGUGGGAUUCUUCAACGCAUCGGCUUCCCUGGUGAACCAAAUCCUUGGACCCUACGGAUUCUCUGAGACGGAUGCUGGGAUAGCGGGCGGGCUGCUCAUCAUCGUCGGGCUCAUUGCCGCGGCAGUGGUGAGUCCAAUCGUGGACAGAACUAAAAAGUACGCGCCCGUGAUCAAGGUUCUCGUUCCGAUCGUGGCAGUCUCUUACCUGGUGCUCAUCUUCAUGCCGGGUACGCGCACGCUCGCCGGACCAUACACUGUCUUCUCCAUCCUGGGCGCAUCGUCAUUCAGCCUUUUGCCGUGCGCCCUGGAGUACCUAGUGGUGGUCACGCAUCCUGUGUCACCUGAAAUCACGUCUACAAUCAACUGGACGCUCGGACAGCUGCUGGGAGCCAUCUUUAUUAUCAUCAUGGACGCACUGCGGGGUGGAUGGCCUGGUGCGCCGCCGAAUUCGAUUAUCCGCGGGCUCAUCUUCCAAGCCGUGAUUGCAUGGGUCGUGGUGCCAUUCCCCAUGUUCUUGGCGACUAGAUGGGUGAAACGGCAGCCUGUUGCGUUGAGCUAGAACUCUUGUUGAAGACUGGUUGGAAAGCGAGAUAGCCUUGGCAAUUAGCUAUGUACC